CCUCUGCUUACGCGCUCUUAAAGACGGCACAAGCGCAAAACUGCGACAGUCUGGACCCAGAGAGCAACAAUCCAACAACAUAUGCUGCGAUACAUAACACCAGGAACUACAAUGCAUUUAUUGUGGAUCACGAUGAUGUGCGCUUUGGUGGUGACCACAGCUGCUCAGGGAACUUGUGACCCAGUAACUCAACAGGAGGUGGACGGCCAGUGCUGCACAAAGUGUGGCCCAGGCACCAGCCGGUCAAGCCGCAGCACAUGCCUGGAUCCUCAGUGCGAAGAAUGUGGGCAGAAUGAAUACCAGGACAAAUACACAUACGAAUCCAAGUGUCAGCGACAGCCGUAUUGUGAUGAGAAUAGACACUUUCAGCCUGUUGAACAUGAGAGCAAGAAGAAAAAAACCAUCUGCUUGUGCAAGGUGGGAUUCCACUGUUCCAGUGACGCCUGCAUAACCUGUGUGCCACACACAGUCUGUAGGCCAGGAUACGAGGCUAAAUCCAUAGGCAAUCACACGUAUGACACAGUGUGCCAGAAAUGCCCUGAAGGCUCAUUUUCCAGCAUCGAGUCAUGGAAUAGUUCCUGUAAGAAAUGGACAGAAUGUCAGGAUGGAUACCAUACUAAACAACGUGGAACAGACACAACAGACAAUGUCUGCGUGAAAACUACACGAUAUCACACAAUCCUGGUCUUGGUUUUUCCUGUGCUUGGGAUUGUACUUAUAGUUAUAAUCACAUUCUUUCUAUGCAAAGGAGGCGCACAACAAAGGGUAAAGAACUGUUUUGAAUCAUGUCAAGGAGGAGAACAGGAGGAACUGAAAAAUCACGAAGUGCUAAUCCUUCCCCCCAGUGAUCAGAAUGAAAAUGAACCCAUGUUUUCUGAACAGCAGUCACAAGAAGAGUGUGGUUCAAGGACACCAGAGGAAAACGAGGAUGAGCUAAGCCAGGUGGUGUCCGCAGGUGGUGUCGCGCUCACUGAUAACGGAAAAUAUGUGAUGCAGGAGAGGGGCAAAACAGAAAUCCUCUCUCGACAGGAAUCACAAACUCAGACAUUUACUGACUGAAAACGGCCAAUGAUACAAACUCUGUAGAUAUUGUAAUUAUGAAUGUACUCUGUUGUGUCUCAUAUUUCACUUGCACCUCAUCCUCCUGACGUAACGGUGUCCAUAUGUGCCCAAAGUGUGAACAUUAAAAAUUUAAUUGUGCUGAAAUGACGUAGUUGUAGUGCAACGAUAGCGUGGCAUGCUACAUGACAUUAGUUUUGACAGUAGCAUUUUGUAAGUUGUAGCCGUUUUUCAGUGUGUGUUUAUAUUGUGUUUUGAUGUAGUCAGCAUGUUCAGAUUUCUGUUCAUAUUUGGGCAUGCUACAAAAUUGUGUAACUGCUGCAGUGGUGCAGCGUGUAUGUUAAAAGCUUUUGCAUUAAACAGUACUUUUUCUGCUGCUG
Toxotes jaculatrix (banded archerfish) is the source of this 1439-nucleotide messenger RNA. It is a transcript of the gene cd40, whose product is annotated as CD40 molecule, TNF receptor superfamily member 5. Lineage: Eukaryota; Metazoa; Chordata; Actinopteri; Toxotidae. Gene Ontology annotation, cellular component: external side of plasma membrane; CD40 receptor complex. The record is from RefSeq and is a predicted model, not a curated record. Gene Ontology annotation, biological process: positive regulation of interleukin-12 production; immune response-regulating cell surface receptor signaling pathway; inflammatory response. Gene Ontology annotation, molecular function: CD154 receptor binding; antigen binding. The transcript is spliced from 9 exons. Bases 82 to 1059 code for a protein of 325 amino acids.